AUGAGUCGCCAAUAGAGACUCAUCCAUUUUGGAUUUUACUGUGCCGAGAGAUAUUUUUGUAAAGAAAAAUCUUGCACAUGUGGUGGUCAUUCGAAUGGUGUAUUUGCUGGUAACAAAACAGCUGACUCUUUUGCAUGUGGAUAGGCUUGUAUAGCGAUAGGGGACUGCUCGAAGAAGACGUAUAUUUGGUGAAGCAGAGUCGAUCGAAAAGCACUUCGUAACAAGAGAUCGCGUCCCGCAUCCGCGAUCAGUUGCUCGUCAAUAUUUGCGGUGAAAAGAAGAUUAAUUUCACUCGCGAGCUGAUCAACAUUUCCAUCCACUCUGGAAGAAUUUAUUUUUUUUUAAAAAGAAAAGUAUUGUUGCAGCAGUGAAGAUUUUAUUAAAAAAAAAAACUUUUUUGUGGUUGCCACUUUUGGCAAAAAUUGUGAGAUAAAUUUCUUAGUGCGUUAAAUAAACAUUUAAUUGUAAAAAGUGCAUAAAAAGUUGUGAAGUGAACACAUUUUAAGAAACAGAAGUGAAAACAAUCUUAACACAUUUUUUGGAGUGCGUAUGAGAGCAGUAUUACUUACUUUGUGUGCCUCCUCAAAGUAAGAAGACAAAGCAGGGAGAACCUUGUCUCACAAACUGAUAAAUCAAUUUACAAAUCUUGUUAAAAAGUUUUUCGUCUCUUUUCGAAAAACAUUGCGUCAUAGAACGAUAAUUUUUUCUUCCAGUAAUCUUGCAGAAGAGUUUGUUGCGCGAAGGCACAACAGUUGCAGGUGAGAGAUGCCAGAGGAGAAGGUCCAGGGCAAAUCUUCGGAGCCACUGAGCAAGGGCGAAAAAAUUGAACCAUUCGAGGAGGAUCAACUGAUAUUUGGCAAUGCAACACACAAGAAGUUUUCACCUCUAUGGCGACAGGUUUGGGCCGCAUCUGGCGCAAUUCUAGCCACAAUUUCUGCAGGAAUGACAUCAGGAUACUCAGCCACACUCUUACCUCAACUCCAGGCGAAUGAUAGUGAGAUUGUAAUUACACAUGAUGAAUCCACCUGGAUUGCCUCAAUGGCGGCCUUGCCUAUGGCUGCUGGAUGCCUCAUGGCGGGAUAUAUGAUUGAGCUCUGUGGAAGGAGAAUGUCCCACUUGAUCCUAUGCGUACCCUUUGUCGUUGGUUGGGUAAUGAUUGGUAUGGCGCGCACAAUCAUCUGGAUUCUCAUUGGAAGAUUCCUCACGGGGCUGUGUGUUGGACUCUUAGGACCUGUGGGAACAGUAUUUAUUGGAGAAACUAGUGGCCCCAAGUAUCGGGGGAUUCUCCUUGCCGCCAUUUCAUUAGCAAUUGCUGUGGGUAUUCUUAUUGCACAUAUCAUAGGGACUUUUCUCAAUUGGAAAGUCACCGCAAUUAUUUGCGGAAUUUUCCCAUUACUGUGCUACAUUGUGGUCUUCUUCGUACCUGAAAGUCCUUCGUGGUUGUUGUCGAAAGGGGAUGUGUCCAAGGCGACAGACGCUUUUUUCUGGCUCCGUGGAUAUGAUGAGGAAUCCAUUGCAGAGCUAAAGAGCUUAAUGAAGAAGUACCAAAAGAUCGAAGGACAAAAGGUUACGUGGGCAGAAACAUUCGAUAGGCUCAGACAACCUACAUUUUGGAAGCCAAUGGUUAUCCUACUAAUUUUCUUCUUUGCCCUCCAAUUUUCCGGCGUGAAUACUGUUGCAUUUUAUUCAGUGACCAUCAUGAAGGAUACCCUCGGAGAUGGGAUUAAUGAAUAUCUAGCCAUGAUCAUACUGGACAUUGUACGUACCAUUAUGUCCGUCAUAGCAUGCAUACUGCUGAGGGUGGCUGGGAAGAGACCUCUAUCGAUUACAAGUGCCUUUGGAGCGGCAUUCUCCAUCUUCGGACUGUCAGCUUUCCUCCUAUUAGCACCACCAAAUUCCACAUCACUCGCUUGGAUUCCUCUGACAUGUCUCGUUGCAUACAUUUGCUUCGUCAGCAUUGGACUUAUGCCUAUUCCAUGGUGUCUCACUGGGGAGCUCUUCCCGCUCUCAGUGCGUGGCGUUGGAUCUGGGAUCUCAUCAGCAUUUAACUUCUUCACCUUCUACGUGGUAGUUCAAACAGGACCUUAUAUGUUCCGUAGCCUCACAACACCAAUAACAUUUGCAAUUUACGGCGCUGUAGCAUUCCUGGGUGGUAUCUUCCUUGUCUUCUUCCUCCCAGAAACACGCAAUAAAACAUUGCAAGAGAUCGAGGAGACCUACAUGAGGUGGAAAGACAAAUCCCAACCGUAGGAUUUAUUUUUUUUUAUAAAAAAUAAGAACAUUUGUAUGUCGUGUUGUAUGUGUGUUUUAGUCACAAAUCUUAAACAAUUUUACUCUAUAAGGUAUAACGAAAAAUACAGUGAUUUUUUAUUAUACAAAUUAAA
This is a messenger RNA of Lutzomyia longipalpis, 2384 nucleotides long. RefSeq names its product facilitated trehalose transporter Tret1-2 homolog. The record is from RefSeq and is a predicted model, not a curated record. Bases 766 to 2250 code for a protein of 494 amino acids. NCBI's taxonomy places the organism in Eukaryota, Metazoa, Arthropoda, Insecta, Diptera, Psychodidae. The transcript has 3 exons. Gene Ontology annotation, cellular component: membrane. Gene Ontology annotation, molecular function: transmembrane transporter activity. Gene Ontology annotation, biological process: transmembrane transport.